Molecule: messenger RNA, 675 nt
Organism: Vicia faba (fava bean)
Lineage: Eukaryota; Viridiplantae; Streptophyta; Magnoliopsida; Fabales; Fabaceae
Source: the annotation of a GenBank genome assembly
AUGGCUGCUACUAUUAUCAAACUCUUCAUGCUUUUGAGAGUUACUUUAUUGGCCUCAGUUUAUGUUUCUUCUACAUUCGAUCAUGAGAACCUUUUUAUCUUUAAGUUUAAUAGGUUUCAAACUCUUUAUGAGAAUGAAAACGGUCGCAUUCGUCUUCUCCAAAGGUUCGAUAAACCUGACUUCAUUCUUAUAGUCCUUAGUGGAAAAGCCAUUCUCACAGUGUUGAACUCCAAUGAUCGAAACUCCUUUAAUCUUGAAGGUGGUGACAUCAUCAAACUCACAGCUGGCACCAUUACUUAUUUAGCUAACCGAGAUGACAACGAGGAUCUUAGAGUAUUAGAUCUCGCCAUCCCAGUAAAUAGGCCCGAUCAAUUACAGUCUUUCUUAUUAUCUGGAACUCAAAAUCAACCAUCUUUCUUAUCUGGGUUUAGCAAAAAUAUUCUAGAGGCUUCUUUCAAUACAAAUUAUGAGGAGAUAGAAGAGAAAUCUGAACCAUUUAACUUGAGAAGUCGCAAUCCUAUCUAUUCCAACAAAUUUGCAAAUUCUUUGAGAUCACUCCUGAGAAAAAUCCACAACUUCAAGACUAAAACAUAUUUUUCAAUUCUGUGGAGAUUAAGGAAGGAUCAUUAUUGUUACCAAGCUACAAUUCAAGGCCAUUGUGAUAGUAACGGUUAA